Molecule: messenger RNA, 1273 nt
Organism: Poeciliopsis prolifica (blackstripe livebearer)
Lineage: Eukaryota; Metazoa; Chordata; Actinopteri; Cyprinodontiformes; Poeciliidae
Exons: 4
Coding region: 107-1003 (298 amino acids)
Biological process (GO): mitochondrial ATP transmembrane transport; mitochondrial ADP transmembrane transport
Cellular component (GO): mitochondrial inner membrane
Molecular function (GO): ATP:ADP antiporter activity
Source: RefSeq, a predicted model, not a curated record
CUUCACAAUCGGCCAUUUCGUCGGUGCAGGCCAUCAGCCGUUAAGGGCAGCAGGGAAACAUCGUGUAAUACUGGUUACCUGAAAGGCACAUCAAGAACAUCGCAACAUGAGUGAACAAGCUAUUUCAUUUGCUAAGGAUUUCUUGGCUGGCGGCAUCUCCGCUGCCAUUUCCAAAACAGCCGUCGCCCCAAUCGAAAGAGUGAAGCUUCUCCUUCAGGUCCAGCAUGCCAGCAAACAGAUCACUGCUGACAUGCAGUAUAAAGGCAUCAUGGACUGCGUCGUCCGUAUCCCCAAGGAGCAGGGGUUCCUGUCCUUCUGGAGAGGAAACCUUGCCAAUGUCAUAAGAUAUUUCCCCACCCAGGCCCUCAACUUUGCCUUUAAAGACAAGUACAAGAAGGUCUUCUUGGAUGGUGUCGACAAGCGCACCCAGUUCUGGAGGUACUUUGCUGGUAACCUUGCCUCCGGAGGAGCCGCCGGAGCCACCUCACUCUGCUUUGUGUACCCUCUCGAUUUCGCCCGUACCCGUCUGGCGGCUGACGUGGGAAAAGCUGGAGCCGAGAGAGAAUUCAAGGGUCUGGGUGACUGUCUGGUAAAGAUCUCAAAGUCAGAUGGCAUAAAGGGCUUGUACCAGGGCUUCAACGUGUCUGUGCAGGGCAUUAUCAUCUACAGGGCUGCAUACUUUGGCAUCUAUGACACAGCUAAGGGUAUGCUUCCAGACCCCAAGAACACCCACAUAUUGGUGAGCUGGAUGAUUGCACAGACUGUAACAGCUGUUGCUGGCCUGACCUCAUACCCCUUCGAUACUGUCCGUAGACGCAUGAUGAUGCAGUCUGGACGUAAAGGAGCUGACAUCAUGUACAGUGGGACCAUCGACUGCUGGCGCAAGAUUGCACGUGACGAGGGUGGCAAAGCUUUCUUCAAGGGGGCCUGGUCCAACGUGCUCAGAGGCAUGGGCGGCGCCUUCGUGCUGGUGUUGUACGAUGAGCUGAAGAAAGUCAUCUAAUUCUUGUCACAUCACUGUCCAAUUUGGCUAAAUGUAUUAAUUUUCCAUUUCUAUGGACUGCAUUCUGCCUUAUUUAUGGGAACAACUAGCAUCUCACGAACUAGCUGUGAGGUGGCUGUAUGUUGUGCAUCUUUGAUUUUAAAACGUUCCACACCCUCUUUACCAAUGUCAUUCCAGAUAUAAAAAGAAAAUUAUAAAUACCUCCUUGUGUCAUUCACUAGGUUUGUAUGGUCCCAACUUGAAUAAAUCUGUCCUGGGGAACAACCUUAA